Neurospora tetrasperma FGSC 2508 is the source of this 2487-nucleotide messenger RNA. RefSeq lists its product as uncharacterized. The transcript has a single exon. The coding region runs from base 203 to 2407 and encodes 734 amino acids. Gene Ontology annotation, cellular component: RQC complex. NCBI's taxonomy places the organism in Eukaryota, Fungi, Ascomycota, Sordariomycetes, Sordariales, Sordariaceae. Gene Ontology annotation, biological process: ribosome-associated ubiquitin-dependent protein catabolic process; rescue of stalled cytosolic ribosome. The record is from RefSeq and is a predicted model, not a curated record.
UGAAGCUUAGCCGCUUGACAGAACCCAGGUGUUGCUCACCUUACACCAUAGUUUAAGGCGUGCCGACCAAGUCACUCACCCAGGCAGUCGCAUCAUUAAGAUCUUUCUCGGCUGGUGGGGUUAUAAAGCCUUCGAUUUGCCCCGCGGCCACAGUCCAGCAACAUCGUCAUUUCAUUUAUGAAAAGCAUUCUCAUAUUCCAGCAUGGCGACACGGCAAAUGCGAAAGCUGCAGAAGCAGCAGGAGCUUCUCAGACUGCAGAAUGAAGCAGAACGAGAAGAUGACGAAUCCGAGGACGAGCCCAUUGUUACGAAGCCCAAGCCCAAUGCUUUUGCAGGAUUUGCCGCUCUUGGAGGGGGAGACGAUGACGACGACGAUCAGGACACCGAGGAGGAAACCAGAGAAGCCGAGGACGUCCCAGAACCGGUAGCCCCCGCCAAGAAGAGUAAAAAGUCCAAGAAGAAGAAGAAGAAGGGCAAGAAGACCGAAUCACCUGCCGCGGAAAAGGAGGAAGAAGAUGAUCUGGAUGAGAUCGAUCGCGUUCUUGAGGAGCUUAAGCUCAAGGACAACAAGAAUCCUGUCUCGGACAUCGCCACUUCUAAUACUGCCAAUUCGACCAGUCAAAUCAACGAGCUCUUGCGCGUCAACUUUCAGCAUCUCAAGGCUAUCAACGAGAUGCGCAAGCUGUUUGGCAGUGCCAUUGAAGCAGCGCGAGCGGAACAGGCUGCUGAGGCUAACAGCCGUCAACAGCAAAGAGGAGCUGCUCGGCAGAACGUUGACCUCGAAACCUUCCUUUCGGUCCCGCCAGCAGUUCAGCAGCAGCUAGGAAAGAGGAGCAUGUUUGAGACAGUGUUGCGCACGAAUCCCUUUAUCGAGGGCAAGAAGACGUGGCCUAGAGACUCUACUCGCGGUCUUAAGAUGGUGCGUGUCACCGAGUCCUUCAACGGUGAGCCUGGUGUCGCCGAGUUUGCUUUUGCGCAUGACAAGACAUACGACGCCCUCGAGGGCAACUUCUAUGGUCUCGUUCAGAUGUACGAUCCCAUGCAACUCGUCUACUUCUUAUCCAGGUACCCUUACCACGUCUCGUCGCUCAUCCAAGUGAGCAAGGUUGCCCACCAAGACCAGAACUCGUACCUAGCCCACGACCUCAUCGAGAGAGCCCUAUUCACUUUUGGCAGGGUCAGUCUGAGUGACUUUCGCAAGCGGUUGGGAGAUGGCACCGCAAGACUGGACUUCAACCGACCCGAAAACAGGCAGUUCUUCUUGGCUGGCUAUAACCAGAUCAAGAACCUGGUCCUCAAGGGAACCUACCGCACGGCUCUGGAAUGGGCCAAAUUCGUCCUCAGUGUCAACCAUGAUGACCCCUAUGGCGUGCUGAACUGGAUCCACAUUCUAGCUAUCCGCGCAUACGAGGCCAAGUGGUUCAUUGAAUUGUGCAACUCACCCCUGAUUGCCAAUUUGGGCACCGGUCGCUACGUCAAGGCUACCCUCCCCUUGGCCAAGCUUCAGCUGAAGGAUAACGCCGGAGCACGCGCUGCUGCCAUCGAAAGCAUCGAGGAACUCCCCUGGCUUUUCUGCGCCCUCUUCAGCGCUCUCAACAUCGAUACCCCACGCUCCGUUUGGGGUGUCCAGCCCCGGGAUGACGAGGAAGCGCUACACACCAAGCUCUACGUCCACCUAGCCAAGGACAUCUGGAACAAUCCGGCCGCGAUUUCCCUCCUGACCGAGGCCGCCAACGCUGCUCGUAAGGUGGACUUCUUUGGCCUGCCUCCCAGCCCGGUCGUCUCGCUCGCUACAGCCCGCUUCGUGUACUUGGACAACACACCCGAGCUCAUGUCGGCCGUUCCGCGCAAGAUGUUGCACACGGCGUCUCCCAAUUUUGACUUUGACCCUCUCCCACCCCCAAAGGAGGACAACAUCUUUUCCAGCCCGACUCAGAAGAUGCCAUGGAGCAUUGCCGAGGGCGACGGCGAACAUAGACAGACGAGGCUGCAUGAACAGGCGCAAGCUGCGCUGCAGAUGGCUAGAGCCCGCAUGAACGAAGACCAGCUCCGCGCCGUGGUGGAUGAUGCUCGUGCGAGAAUCGACGAUCCUGAAGCCGACGAGGAGCAGCGCGGGGUGUGGCGGAGGAUCGUGGAUGUUUUGACGGGUCAAGGAUGGACAGGCGGAGCAGGAGGCGUCGCGGAAGGAGGUGAAGGUAAUCAGAGAGGUGAUGUCAUGCCUGGGGGCUGGGAAGAUGAUUUCGAUGAUGGAUGGGGUGAUGAUGACUUUGAAGACGAGGAUCACUGGUAUGAGGAUCAGCUUGAUCCUGAGCUCGAAUUGGAGUUUGGACCGGGUGGCACACCCAACAGGAGGGCGACGGUUGAGGAUGCGGAGGAUAGCGACGAGGAGGAGACUGCUCGGAGGUAGAUGUUCCUCCGGAGAGUAUCAUUAGGGGAAAAGGGAAAUAGAUUACUGGAAGACUGCCAUUUUGGACAGUAGUGUAGUAG